AUGAAUGUAAAAAUGUUACCAACACUUCAUAAAUUAAUUACAUUAGAAAUGAAUAAACAAACAACUUUAAAAUUCUUAAAAACAUUAGAAAUGGUGUUAGGAGUUUCAACACCUAUUGAAGUAAAAUCAAUUAAAUUUGAUCCAUUGUUAUUUUAUGAUUAUUUAUUAAACUUUUCAAAAUCAAAUAAUUAUUUAUAUCAAGCAUACUCUCUUAUGUGUUUACAUCAUCUUAUUGUACAACACGAAUUAAAUGUUCCUUCAUAUCUUCAAUUAUUAUAUUCUACAUUAACUCCUCGAUUACUUUUAAGUCCAGUUAUGUCUACUUAUUAUGAUAGACUUUAUAAAUAUCUUAUAAGUUCUUAUACUCCAUUAUACGCUUCAGCUGCUUUUAUAAAAAAAUCAUUAAGACUUUGUUUAGAAGCACCAACUGGAUCAAUUCUUAUUAUUUUAAAUUUUAUUCUUAAAGUUCUUUAUGCUCUUCCUCAAAUUCAUUAUUUACUUCAUCGACCAGCAAUUCCAUCAUACCGUUAUCCAGAUGUUGAUCCAUUUGAAACAACACCAUUUACUUCAUCUUCUAAAUUUGAUAUUGAUUUACGUGAAACUCAAAUUGAAAAAUCAUUCUUAUGGGAACACUUAUUACUUCAACAACACCCUCAUCCUAAAGUUGCAUUAUUGGCACAAUCUUUUCCAACUUCAGAAGAUGACCCUGUUAUUCUUCCACCCGAACUUGGGAUUAAAGAUAUUAUUGAUCCAAAAAUAUGUCCAGUUACAACAACAAUUAGUGUUGUUGUAAAUCCUUUUAUGGUUAUGUCAAAUGAUCAAACAGUAAAUGAACCAUCCAAAACUGAUUGUGAAGAAUUAGGAAUAAAAUAUAAAACAUCAUUAUUUGAUGUUGUGUUUGAUUAA
This is a messenger RNA of Entamoeba dispar SAW760, 906 nucleotides long. RefSeq lists its product as uncharacterized. Gene Ontology annotation, cellular component: small-subunit processome; Noc4p-Nop14p complex; nucleolus. Lineage: Eukaryota; Evosea; Mastigamoebida; Endamoebidae. The record is from RefSeq and is a predicted model, not a curated record. The transcript has a single exon. Bases 1 to 906 code for a protein of 301 amino acids. Gene Ontology annotation, biological process: ribosome biogenesis.